AUGAAGGUGCCUUGCUGUUCAUUGGUAGCUAAGAACCGAGAGAAUGAAGUAGUUGGUAUAUCUUUAAAUACGAUAUACAAGUACGACGAUCUACCACAGAGUACGCAGAAUGCAACGGUAGAGGAUUACAAGCUUCUCAUCGACGAAGGACCUUACGAGAAUCGGAAUGCCAACCGGCUGGCUGUAUUCAUUGAUGGGGCUGAGGAAGGGCUGUUCAAGUUCGUAUCGCCUUGGGCUAAGAUUUUCAAAUUGGACAUUUUGGCGGUUCGAAGCGACCAGGCGGGGUGAGUUUGUAGUAUAUGUAGCUGUUGAUUUAGGUAUAGACAUAAAUAGAAGUAUUGAUAUAUGUAUAGGCAUAGGUAUAAGUAGGUACAAGUGUAGCUAUAGUUGCCGGCAAACCUAUAGGUCUAGCUACAGGGAUAUGGACUAGGUUAAUAGUAGGUACAAGUAAACAUAUAUAUGAGUAUGAGAUAUACAAUAAACACUCUACAUUUUAGUAAAGGCCUAGGCUCGUAUCUCCUAAAGUCAGCCUUAGAACUUGCUGUGCGACAUCAGUGCACUCAUGUAGCUACGUGUGCUACAGCUCAAGCAUCGCAACGAUUAUUUAUUAAGAAGAGUUUUUUGACGGUAAAAGAGACUUUCUUCGAAGACUUCAAAGACAACGGAGACCCCAUCUACACCAAAGUACCAGACCAUGGGAAAAGUGCCAAACUCAUGCUACUGCCUUUACAAUAA
This is a messenger RNA of Bursaphelenchus okinawaensis, 735 nucleotides long. The record is from the annotation of a GenBank genome assembly. NCBI's taxonomy places the organism in Eukaryota, Metazoa, Nematoda, Chromadorea, Rhabditida, Aphelenchoididae.